AUGGAACUCAGGACCAAUUCAAACAAAUUGGACCCCAAACAGCUUGGCCCCUUCAAAAUCAUCAAAAAGGUCUCCAGCCACGCCUACCGUCUAGAAUUACCAGACACCUUGAAAAUCCAUGAUGUCUUUUACGUUGGGUUAUUGUCCAAAAAGGGAGAAGAGGAAUACAAGGUUGAGCAGAUCAUUGAUUCCAAAAAACAACAGGGAAGAUGGUUUUACCUGAUAAAAUGGAAAGGUUACGGUCCGGAAGACAACUCCUGGGAGCCCAAAGAACUAUUGGAACAUAGCCAGGAAGAAAUCAAGCGUUUCAACCAAGCCAGACUCAGAAAGGCUUGUGACGCCGCCAAGAGCCUUUAA
Molecule: messenger RNA, 357 nt
Organism: Rhizoctonia solani
Lineage: Eukaryota; Fungi; Basidiomycota; Agaricomycetes; Cantharellales; Ceratobasidiaceae
Product: Transposon Tf2-7 polyprotein
Exons: 2
Coding region: 1-357 (118 amino acids)
Biological process (GO): chromatin organization; negative regulation of transcription by RNA polymerase II
Cellular component (GO): pericentric heterochromatin
Molecular function (GO): chromatin binding
Source: RefSeq, a predicted model, not a curated record